AUGUCAUCAUCAUCAUCAUACAUAUUAUUUUUAAACACUCUCGGAAAUCAAAUAGUUAUCUAUUUGGGUAUAUUUGUAGUAGUCGCAGGUAUUCUGGGCGAAUCUUUGAAUAUUAUCGUAUUUCUUAGCCUGCGAACAUUUCGACAGAAUUCGUGUGCAUUUUAUUUAACUAUUAUGUCCACGGUCAAUAUCUGUCAACUAUUAUCUAGUUUAUUCAAUCGCAUCAUCCCCAUGAAACUCGAUAUUGAUUGGUCAAAGACAUCUGCAUUCUAUUGUAAAUUUCGUUUCUAUCUUUAUCAAGUCAGUGCAAUGACAUCAUUGACUUUAACGAGCGUUACUGAUUCUGAUUCCCAAGGUCUUUCCAUGUGUAAUGAUAAUGAUACUAUUGCUCAAUGUCCUAUAGAAUCUGAUAUUUCUAUUAUGAACAAUGAUGAAAAUAUUCCAAAUUUAUCUUCUACUACGUCUACUCCUGGACAUAAAAAAUUUCAAAUUCUCUCGUACCAGACCGAAGCUUUUCACAUGCAUUUACUUUUCAUGACUGUUCUUUUGGCGCUUAAUGGUGCUAACGCAUUUGUUAACAAGCAAAAAGAACUCCGAGUUACAGCUUUCUCAUGGCAAAACUGCGGACCAAGUAGCGAUCCCGUUCAAGCUAAAUCACUUUCAGUCAGUCCAGAUCCAAUUUUAGUACCUGGCAAUCUGACUCUCGGUCUCACUGUUAAUGUUGCAUCGACAAUUACAAACGAUACUUAUGCUGCAGUGAUCGUGGAACGAAAAGUGGGCGCCAUCUUUGUUAAAGUUCCAUGUGUUGAUAACCUUGGCUCCUGCACUUAUGAAGAUGCCUGCAAAGAUUGGGCUUCAGCUUGUCCGAAAUACUUUGAAAAGUAUGGUAUUCCUUGCAGCUGCCCAAUUCCUCCUAAGACUUAUACCAUAUCCGAUGCUGUUAUCGACAUCAACGGACAUUUACCAUCUGGAGGUGGCGGUGAAUAUCGAAUAACUGCCAAUCUUGGUUCGAGUAAAGGUCAUCUUGGUUGUAUUAAAGUUCAAAUUACUCUUAAAAAGGAUUAA
Molecule: messenger RNA, 1065 nt
Organism: Adineta ricciae
Lineage: Eukaryota; Metazoa; Rotifera; Eurotatoria; Adinetida; Adinetidae
Source: the annotation of a GenBank genome assembly